UACUAGAAAAUAACUCAUCCCAUUGGCACUGGCGACAAGAACCCCACGUAAACCCCUAAACCGCAAAAACAACUCUCAAAUCUUCCUUCUUCUUUCUUCUUCCUCAAAGAUCUCAACUCCACAUCAUGAGGAGAUCUUCCUCCAUAGCUUCAUCCUUCCUCUCCCGCUCAAUCUCCACUUCUCAUGGCUCUUCCGCCAUCUCCACUCACCGUCUUCUACAAGCCGCCCUCUUCAGUUCCACCUCCCACAACCACCGCCGAUGGUUCUCCUCUCUCCUCGAUUCCUUUUCCGGUCGCUCUACCCGAGCUGUAUCCCUUGGCGUCGUUGGUGCUUUUGCUUCUAUAGCCGCUGCUGUUUCCAUGUCCCAGGAGGUUUAUGCCGAGGAGCGCUUGCGCCAAGACUUGAUUCCUAAGGAGGUUGUGCUCUAUCAAUAUGAAGCAUGUCCGUUUUGUAAUAAAGUUAAAGCGUUUCUUGACUACUACGAUAUUCCAUAUAAAGUCGUCGAGGUCAAUCCACUUAGUAAGAAAGAAAUUAAAUGGUCGGAUUAUAAGAAGGUGCCUAUACUGGUGGUUGAUGGUGAACAGUUGGUUGACUCGUCAGCCAUUAUCGACCAGUUGAGCCACAGGGUUUUGCCAGAUAAGAAUGUUUCUUCUGUCUCUGAAGAUGAUGAAGAGACAAAGUGGCGCAGAUGGGUAGAUAAUCACUUGGUACAUAUGUUAUCACCAAAUAUAUAUCGAAAUACUUCUGAAGCCCUUGAAUCAUUUGACUACAUUACUAGUAAUGGUAAUUUUGGCUUUGCCGAAAAGAUUUCUGUAAAGUAUGCUGGAGCCGCCGCUAUGUACUUCGUGUCAAAGAAACUAAAGAAGAAAUAUAAUAUUACUGAUGAGCGUGCAGCAUUGUACGAAGCAGCAGAAACGUGGGUAGAUGCUUUGGCUGGACGGGACUUCCUAGGAGGCUCAAAACCUAAUCUAGCUGAUCUUGCGGUGUUUGGGGUGUUAAGACCCAUCCGUUACUUGAGGUCUGGUAAAGACAUGGUGGAGCACACACGGAUCGGCGAAUGGUACACCAGAAUGGAGAGCGCUGUUGGAGACUCCUCCAGGAUCAGAUCCUAAUCGAAUCUCAUUUUCUGGGCGUUAGUAACCCUGGAAAAAUCACUUUUUGCUCACUAAACUAUUUCUCUGUGAGGGUACACAAGAUCUAUAUGUUCAAAUUUUGAUAUUCCAAUUGAUUUUUUAGAAACUACCAUCGUUAUUAUUACCAUGAGAAAUGGUGUCAUCAAUAUCGAAAGUAAUAAAAAGAAUACGUUUUUUUGUUUGUUUUUGUUUUACUGUUUAAGAUGAGAAAUACUUGUUGAACAGAGUGGCAAAAGAUUGCAGGUAAUCAUUCGGAGAGGAGCCAGAAACGGAAGUACAGCAAUAUACUAUGGAAAGUGGAUUUGGAUUUUCCCGCUAUAGGAAGGCAAUUGAAACUCACUAAUCAUACCAGCCCUUGUUUAUUUCCCUCUUUUGUUUGGGAUAGUAAUUUGUUGAAAAUAUUUUGUAAGGAUGUGAUACAGUCUCAUGUUCUUUGUUCAAUAAUCUGUUUAAAACUUUGAAUGAUUUACAUAAAAGAAAUGAAAUGACAAUUGUUCUGAUUA
This is a messenger RNA of Cucumis sativus (cucumber), 1636 nucleotides long. RefSeq names its product prostaglandin E synthase 2. Gene Ontology annotation, molecular function: prostaglandin-E synthase activity. Lineage: Eukaryota; Viridiplantae; Streptophyta; Magnoliopsida; Cucurbitales; Cucurbitaceae. The record is from RefSeq and is a predicted model, not a curated record. Gene Ontology annotation, cellular component: mitochondrion. Bases 126 to 1112 code for a protein of 328 amino acids. The transcript is spliced from 6 exons.